Stylophora pistillata is the source of this 3004-nucleotide messenger RNA. RefSeq lists its product as uncharacterized. Lineage: Eukaryota; Metazoa; Cnidaria; Anthozoa; Scleractinia; Pocilloporidae. The record is from RefSeq and is a predicted model, not a curated record.
UGGAGCAUCAAUUUGCGAGCGUUGGAUUUCGGUUUAUCUUGUGUUGUGGUUUCUUUGGCCGGGUUAUUCAUGCUCUUUCGGCUCCAGUCGAGCCUCAGGUACUCCAGAAGAUUUCAGUUCUUAGCAGUGAUAGCCCACUGGAUAAAGUACGUAUUUUGCAGCACAGGAAAAGGGCUCAAACUUCACAAGCUGCUUUUCAAGGAAAGAUGGCUGUAAGGGUGAAGACAGACAAAGACAGUCACCUCUUGUAUUGUACAGGGACUCGAGGAAAGGUGGAUUCCCUGCAGUUACAUGAAAAUGCUUCAAAUUCUGAAAGCUUUGGCCACACCAGACAACAAAUGAGCUUUGAAGAAGAAACUGCACAAGGGAACGAAUCUUUCUCGCAAAUUGAACCUCGCCUGACUAUAAAGCAAGAAAUAGACGAAAACUACAACAUUACCACGUCGCCUUGCUCAGCCAGAAGCCCUUCGCCGAGAAGAGCCAGGCGAAGUAAAUCGCCUCAGGAUAAUUUAUCACCUCACGAAUUCACUGAAAGGUUCUCGCCAGACAACAUGAAGAGAGAAUAUUCAAAAGAUGUUUCCCGACCUGGGAACGCGACGCGUUCAGAAAAAUCUCCCUUUUCCGAGAGUAAGUCGCGUCCUGAGGCCAUUGUUGUCUCAAAGACUUCCUUGCACGUACCGGGCUCUCGGUUAUUCCGACCGGACGAACGAAUGAGAAAUCUACAUUUCGAAGCAUUAUCAAACCAUCAAGGUUCAACUGUUGAUGAUCUUCCCAGCGCUUCUAAGAGGGUUUACAGCCAUUAUGGUUCAGUUCCUACCAUGGUUUCGCGUUUUUCGGAAAAUUAUGUUGUUCCACAACGUUUUAGAGCACGAAGCAACGAGGAGUUUUUACGCCACGAGUGGCGACAGUCCUCUCUGCAUGAGGUAAGUCAUGGGGAGCCUCCAGUUUACAGAAACGGUGUUGCACAAGUCUUAAAUAACAGUGAACCCAGAUGUAAGAAUAACUCCAAUGGUUUCCAAGAGGAGCAAGACCCUGGAGUUAAUGACUCAUCGCCAAACGACUCCAAAACGUAUCAAAACGGGUUCUCUGUAACUGGGAUAAAUUCGGAAAAGGGCGCUGUCCACAAGAAGGACGAAGAGCCAGUGUGGAAGAAAUACCAGUGGUACAGAGACCGGAAGCGACCCCAUUCUCAACAGACUAAACAACGUAAAUUAGAACAAACCAUUUUCAUGCAAUACAACGAGAUCCGCUGCAGGAGAGUUCAAGAAGGAAAGGUAGUGAACGCAGGAAGGAAGAGAUCGUCGGAAUCUUGGUUUCUCGGCGACAGUAAAGAAAUAAGUUAUCAGCAUCGUUCGUCUCUAAAAAGGGCUCGCUCUCUCGAGUAUUCUUUCGGAGAGACUCAGUCUAACAAUGCCGUUGUUGGACAAAUACGUUCCUCACCUCCACAAACACUUGGUGGCGUUUCCGCCGACAAUUCGGAGCAGGCAAACAAAUCGUACGUUCUGCCUCGCGAAAACCUUGCUCACAACGUAUUUGACAAAGACAAUUUAGAGAGAUUCAAAGACGCGGAAGAAACCCAUUUCAACACCGCAGGAAAUUUCUACUGCUUCUGUGGUAGAGAGGGCUGCAUUGAACAACAAAGGUCAGCUCGACAUGUCAUCUUUUGUCAUGAAGGAUUAAAAGCGAGAAACCAAGAAUGCAGCACCAAGUUCAAGGAAAAGACAGGCGUCGAAAUCGUUGAUCGCGAAGAAAGAAUGUCCCCUGAACUUGGAGAUGGUUCUUUCGAAGGGAUCAGCACCCAAAGAGAUAACGAUAACACAGAAGUUCUUCCCGAGAAAUUGCGUCGUUGUCCACAAGACGUCGCAAAGAUUCUACGUCUUAACAGAAUCGUAAAAGCCGUUACCAAUGGCAGGAAGAAAGAUUUUCCUUUAGAUGCGAAGAAAGAACUGCAAACAGUCAUAAGAAUAAAAAAACCCGAGGACCAUCACAACUCGAUCGCACAUGGAGAUGAUCACGAAGCGACGUGGAUAGGAAGACUCGACAAGCAGUCAGAAAACCUGAGCGACUCCGAACAAGAGAGCGACCAAAGAUGCGACAGCGAGAAUUCAGCAGAGAAAACGAUAGAGGAUGACGACGACGAUGAAGAGGAAAGAAAUUCAAUUGGAAAUUACAAGGACUAUUUUAGCUACCCCGAAAAAAAGCCUCCACAAAUGAGAAACGAACUCGACAACGGUUCAGUCUUUUCGCAGUCUGUUUCUGAUCAAGAACCGUUUCUGGUUCGCAAGCCAAACAGUGUUGAACAUCUACCAACUCGUGAUGACAACGACGCAGUAUGUCAGGUAAAUGGGCUUCUUUCACUGCCCGGAUUCAAAGAAACAAAGUUUAACAUCAGCCUGGGCGAGCUUAAAAGACGGAUGAACCCACCAGAGACGCUAACACGAGUUGAAAUGAUAUCCUACGUGAGACAGGCCAAGUCGUCGGGUAGAGUCCUUCUGGACAAAAACAACAUCGUCACCGCUAACCGUUCGCGUCCCACAAUUCUUUCACGCGUUUGUGAGGGUGAGGCUCAAGUCCUAGCCGAUGGAAUACACAAGAUGAACAGGGACUAUCUACCUCUUAUAGCGCUGGCUCGUAAAACGGUCGACACCUAUAGAGACGACGAUUGUCAGAUAGAGAAUUGUGAGGACUGCAGACUCAAACUCCGAAGAAGAAUUGUGGAUGUUGAAAUAACAAGAAACUCGCUGAAAGAGCUGCAUAAGACCAUCGAAGAGAGCAGAAAGGACGAUGUACUUCAGACAUUUGAGCUUGCUUCCCAUACAUUUGGGGUUCCAAACGUUCUCAACCAUUUAUCCCUUCUAGAUGACUACUUUAAAACUUUGUUAUGGACGCUACAAGACGAUUGAAACGAACUGACCGCACAUGGAAAUUACAGACUUACUAUCUCCAAACUAAAAGAACCGAAGAAAAGAGAACUAAUAAGCAAACACAAAAUAAAGAAAAAAAA